AUGCACAAGAUGCACCAAGUACAACAGGCUAUAGCUGCAAUCCAAGCCAAUUCUAUCCAUGUCAAACAUAUGUCUUUUACAGAGCAACAGGACCAGAAUUUCUUGAUUUAGCCUCAAUUGGUGACCUUUUCUCAGUAAGUAGGCUUAUGAUUGCAAAACCUAGUAAUAUUUCUACCCCAAACACAACCCUAGUUAAUGACCAAUCCCUCUUAGUACCAAUCACAUGUUCUUGUAAAAACAUCAACACCACUCUUGGUAACAUCUCAUAUGCUGGCCUUAACUAUAGUUUCAACUCAGGUGAUACUAUGUACAGGAUCUCAACUAUUAAGUUCCAAAACCUUACAAAUUAUCAAUAUGUUGAGGCUGUUAAUCCAACUGUUGUACCAGAAAAUAUUCAAAUAGGUCAAGCUAUAGAAUUCCCAAUUUUUUGUAAGUGUCCAAACAGAACACAAACACAACCCCAAAACCAAACCCAACCAAGAUAUCUUAUUAGUUAUGUAUUUCAACCUUUUGACAAUAUUUCUUCAAUUGCUUCAAGAUUUGGAACAACCCCACAAUCUAUAAGAGAAAUUAAUGGAAAUAAUCCCAAGAUUUUUGAUAUCCUUUUCAUUCCACUGUCUAAACUUCCUAAUAUUACACAGCCAACAGCUACAAAUGCAACCCAACCUCCUCCACCAACAAAUACACCAACAGUACAAGAAAAUGACAGAAAAGGAACAGUCAUAGGAUUAGCUAUUGGUUUAGGAAUUUGUGGGCUGCUACUGAUUUUGGUCUUUGGUUUAUGGGGUUAUAGAGAGAAGUCAACAAAGAGAGAAAAGUUUAGUGAUGUGGAAAGGCAGAAAAGUUUAUAUUUUGGAUCAAAAAAGGAGUCUUUAAAUAAAGAUGUUGAAGUGAAUUUAAUGGCUGAUGUUUCAGACUGUUUGGAUAAGUAUAAAAUGUAUACAAUUGAACAACUUUGGGAAGCAACAGAUGGAUUUGAUGAACGGUGUUUGAUUCAAGGGUCUGUGUAUAAAGGUAUAAUUGAUGGAGAAGUGUUUGCAAUCAAGAAAAUGAAGUGGAAUGCCCGAGAAGAACUCAAAAUCCUGCAAAAGGUGAACCAUGGGAAUUUAGUGAAGCUAGAGGGUUUUUGCAUAGACCCUAAAGAAGCAAAUUGCUAUUUAGUUUAUGAAUAUGUUGAGAAUGGUUCACUACAUUCGUGGCUUCACGAGGACAAAAAAGAAAAAUUGAGUUGGAAAACAAGGUUAAAAAUUGCCAUUGAUGUUGCAAAUGGUCUUUUAUAUAUCCAUGAACACACAAGGCCAAGGGUUGUACACAAAGAUAUCAAGAGUAGCAACAUUCUCUUAGACUCAAACAUGAGAGCCAAAGUUGCCAAUUUUGGACUUGCUAAAUCAGGCUGCAAUGCGAUAACGAUGCACAUUGUUGGAACUCAGGGUUACAUUGCCCCCGAGUAUCUCACUGAUGGUAUUGUAUCGAUUAAAAUGGAUGUUUUCUCAUUCGGGGUGGUGUUGCUCGAGCUUAUGUCAGGGAGAGAAGCCAUCGACGAUGAAGGGAAAGUUUUAUGGGCGAAAGUUGGCGAAAUUUUGGAAGGGAGUGAAGAGAGAAAACUGAAGAAAUUGCAAGAAUGGAUGGAUGAUAGUCUUCUUAGGGAGGAAUGUACAAUGGAGAGUGUUAUGAAUGUGAUGUCUGUGGCCAUUUCUUGUUUGAAUAAAGAUCCUUCAAAAAGGCCUAGUAUGGUGGAAAUUGUCUAUGCUUUGUCCAAAAGUAUUGAUCUGUUUUCUGAUGUAUCAGAGGAGGGAUUCUCUCCGAGGCAAGUGACAGCAAGAUAGACUACAGUUUAUGGUCCCACGAGGACGUGGUACCUAUGUUGCGCGGCCUCCCCAAAAUGUUGUCGGAUCCUCCAAAAAUGCAUUACUUUUGAAGGGUCCGAUACAUACCCAGAGACCUUUUUGGAGAGCCCGAACAAGACAGCUUGGUACUUCAGUGUCGUAAUGUCUGAUAAUCAAACAUUGGCUCGAGGUAUUUUCUCUAGUAAUGCAGAGUCUAUUAUGUAAAUUAGGUUUGAAGUGGACUACGUAGCAUUUUGUAGUGUUGAGGUUUUUACUUUACUUUGAACUUUGCUUCUAUGUGUAAUAUAACUCUUAUAUUAGUAGUAUUUUUCUUUUAUCUUUCUAGCCGUAGUGGAAAAUCCUGUUGAAAUAUGUGUAUUUAAGAGGUGUUGAUAUCUCGAGUGUGAGAAUAAAUAAGAUCCUCGUUGAGUUUGUUUGUUA
This is a messenger RNA of Nicotiana tabacum (common tobacco), 2267 nucleotides long. Its product is annotated as serine/threonine receptor-like kinase NFP. NCBI's taxonomy places the organism in Eukaryota, Viridiplantae, Streptophyta, Magnoliopsida, Solanales, Solanaceae. The record is from RefSeq and is a predicted model, not a curated record. Gene Ontology annotation, biological process: protein phosphorylation. Gene Ontology annotation, molecular function: protein kinase activity; ATP binding.